Messenger RNA from Penicillium brevicompactum, 2232 nucleotides. Its product is annotated as fungal specific transcription factor domain-containing protein. Gene Ontology annotation, biological process: regulation of DNA-templated transcription. Gene Ontology annotation, molecular function: DNA-binding transcription factor activity, RNA polymerase II-specific; transcription cis-regulatory region binding. NCBI's taxonomy places the organism in Eukaryota, Fungi, Ascomycota, Eurotiomycetes, Eurotiales, Aspergillaceae. The transcript is spliced from 2 exons. Gene Ontology annotation, cellular component: nucleus. The record is from RefSeq and is a predicted model, not a curated record. Bases 1 to 2232 code for a protein of 743 amino acids.
AUGAAAUGCAUUCGGUCGCCUCCAGAUGAAAAUGAUCAUACGACAAAGCCGUGCCAACGAUGUCAGCGCGCCAACCGUGUGUGCAAGAUUCCAGAACCGAAAAAGCUUGGGAGAAGGCGAGGUGCCACAGGUCGAUAUCACGGCAUUGAAAAGGCCUAUCGGAAAAUACAAUCAGAGUUGAAAAAGACGAGAAGCUCUCGUACAGACGAGGCUAUCCAAAAUAUGGCCAAUUUCGCCGCAAGCGAAGAGCUAACCUUGGAUUUUAUCCCCAACGACCUGGUCGGGACAACUGAACCUACGCAUGAAUCUUCCGAGAACGCGGAAGAAAGAUUCUAUACCCCAGAAUUUGGUUCGGACGCUCAAGAUGUCCAUGUUGAUCAAAGGCCGGAAAACGCGAUCUCGCAGCCCGGCCACGAGCCCGUUAGCAAUCCCUUGGCCUUGUUAGCAGAUGCUUCAGGUGCCCUCGAGCCCUUGGAGCCAACCCCAGUAUCUUUCAUCACUUCGUCGAGCUUUCAUGACGUGCCUUCAACGACAAGCAGACCGACCAGCGCCUCGAAUAGACCAAGUCUGAGCCGAGAAGUCCUUCACCGACCUGGCUACGUGUCCCUCGGCUUAACUUUGAAUAAAACUACACUAGAGGCAGGAAUAGAUGCUCUCAUACAUAAUGCCGAGUGCCCAGAAACUUACUCAAACUACUUCAAAACGCCCUCACAGUUACCUAGGCGUGAUAUUGGCCCCGACGUCGACCCUGUGGACCUUGGCCUGGUGACCAUGGAUGAGGCCAAUUUUCUCUUUCCAAUGGCGCUGAUCAAGUCUAGAUAUUUCAACCGCCUCCACCCAGUCAAUGGCAUCCUAGACCCGAUGCUUCACACGCCGAGCUUUGUCCGUCCCCGAUCGGCUCUUUUGUUCACUUGGAUAUUAGCACUGACUGCUCAAUUCGAUCACGUAUCGGCAUCACUUGCCAAAAGAUUACGUUUGCACGGAGAGAAACUAUCGCGCCACGUUCAUACCUCUGGUUUCAAGUCCGUUGAAAUUGUCCAGGGCUACUAUAUUUCCUUACUGUCGGCCAAUCCCGCAGAAACCCUAGCAGAGGAACGCACAUGGUUAUACACAAUGUACGCUGUUGGACUAGCAGCGGAGUUGGGUCUUGAUCAAAAUUAUCGUGGCAAAGAUGGACCUCUGAACUCUACCCACCCCUCAGACGAUUGCACUUACGAUGGACGCGUGGCACGAAACCGAGAGAGAACAUGGCUGAGAAUUCUUCUAUGGGAACGAGCGAAUAGUGCUGCGUGUGGUAAAACACCAGUCUUUCCGGAAACAAACUUGACAAAACGCAUCGACAGUUGGUGGCUACACCCCUUGGCAGAUCCCACGGAUAAGCACACAUGUGCAUUCAUUAGCCUGCGAAGAAUCUUGGCAUCGCUCCAAAAUGAUCUUCGAAAUCGGGCUCCUUCGCACCAUGCCGACUCUCACUGGGUACGUGAAAUGGUGGACAAAGCUUUAAGGCCAUGGUGCGAACUUUGGAUGUCGCACACAUCACACAAUCUCAUGAACUCGCCCUCCGAAAGAUUGUCCGGUAUUUUCUUGCGCUAUGUUUACUUGCACGGGAAAUUAUGGACGUUAUCAUUUGCACUCCAUGGGUCGAUAAACAGGGAUCAGCACCUCGAUGCAAUUCGAACGGAUUGUUUCGAAGCCGCGAUCAAUGCUUGCGAGAUCGCCGUGCGUGAUUUGGAUACUAUCGGGGAGCCACUAUAUUGCAUGUUAGCUCCCACUUGGGCCAUGAUUGCUUACGCGGCCGUAUUAGCUCUCAAGCUAUUCCCUGCUUUGUAUGGCCACCGCGCGGGAAGCGACGUGGAAUUGCUUGCUCUUCUCAGCCAAGUUGCCAUUCAGUUGAAGCGGGCAGGCACAACUCCUUCGCACAGAUUUGGGAUUGCAGCAUUACUUGGACAGCAUCUCAUGGUAAUUUUGAGGUCGAAGGCAGUGGGACUCGCAAGCCCAAUCGAUUCUAGUCAGGUCACAUCGAAUACAGGUUAUGCUGACACGCGCAUUGAUGGCGGAACUGAGUCAUUUUCGCAGCGGUCACCCUUUGCUGAAACGCAUGCUUCUCUCAUCUCCGACUAUGACCCCUUCUUGACGACAGCUGCAUUGUCCACAGAGGGAAGCCUGACCGGUGAGGGCUUCGCGGAAUUCUUCCGAGAGACGUUCGGCCCUGGAUUUGGGGGUGUAUUCUGA